Messenger RNA from Chrysemys picta bellii (western painted turtle), 2728 nucleotides. The record is from RefSeq and is a predicted model, not a curated record. Lineage: Eukaryota; Metazoa; Chordata; Testudines; Emydidae.
ACCGGCUGAACGACGGCUUCUGGCACAUGGUGGAGCUGGUGGCGCGGGACGGUUCGGCCGUGAUCACCAUCGACGACAACGACGGGGCCGAGUUCCGGGUGGCCCACCCCUUCCAGCUGCGCACCGGGACCCAGUACUUCUUUGGAGGCUGCCCCAAACCUGCCGCCAUCACCGGCUGCCUCUCGAACCAAACCACCUUCCACGGCUGCCUGCAGAGCAUCAGCGUUGACGCCCAGCCCGUGGAGCUGGACCUGCUGAGGCAGGAGCGGCUGGGGCAAUACUCCAACGUGUUCUUCAACAUGUGCAGCAUCGCUGACAGGUGCACCCCCAAUCUGUGCGAGCACGGCGGCCACUGCCUGCAGUCCUGGGAUGACUUCAUCUGCGUCUGCAACCUGACGGGAUACAAGGGAGAGACCUGCCACAAAUCCCUUUACAAAGAGUCGUGUGACGCGUAUCGGCUCAGUGGGAAAACAUCUGGGAACUUCACCAUCGACCCUGAUGGCAGCGGGCCCCUCAAACCCUUCACCGUCUACUGCGACAUCCGAGAGGAUCGGGCCUGGACCAUCGUCAGGCACAACCGGUACUACGCCACGCGGGUGAGGGGCUCCAGUCUGGACCGGCCCUUCCUGGGCGCGGUGGAGUACUGGAACGCCUCGUGGGCGGAGGUGGAGGCCCUGGCCAACGGCUCCGAGUACUGCGAGCAGCACCUGGAGUUCUCCUGCUACAACUCCCGCCUGCUCAACACACCCUACGGGCCGCCCUUCAGCUUCUGGAUGGGCCGCCACAACCAGCGCCAUUACUACUGGGGGGGCUCCCCGCCGGGCGUCCAGCGCUGCGCCUGCGGCCUGGGCAAGAACUGCGCUGACCCCAAGCACUUCUGCAACUGCGACGCCGACCACGCCCAGUGGAGAACGGACAAGGGGAUGCUGAACUUCGUGGACCACCUGCCCGUCACCCAGGUCGUGGUGGGAGACACCAACCGCUCCCAGUCCGAGGCCCAGUUCCUGCUGGGGCCGCUGCGUUGCUAUGGAGACCGGAACACCUGGAACACCGUCUCCUUCAACAAAGGCGCCUCCCUCGUGUUCCCCACCUUCCUGGCCAACCACAGCCUGGACAUUUCCUUCUACUUCCGAACCACCGCCCUCUCCGGGGUCUUCCUGGAGAACGGGGGCUGCAGGAACUACAUCCGCAUCGAGCUCAACACCACCAGAGACGUGGUGUUUGCGUACGACAUUGGGAACGGGGACGAGAACCUGACGGUGAGAUCCCCCGUCCCCUUCAGCGAUGACGAGUGGCACCAGGUGAAGGCCGAGAUCAACGUGAAGCUGGCGCGCCUGCGGGUGGACAAGCUGCCCUGGGUGGUGCGGCUGGCCCCACCCCAGAGCUACGUCCGGCUGGAGUUCGACAGGCCCCUCUACGUGGGCUCGGCCGAGCACCGGCUGCGCCCCUUCCUGGGGUGCCUGCGGGCGCUGCGCAUGAACGGGCGGACGCUGAACCUGGAGGGCAAGGCCAACGAGACGGAGGGCGUGCGGGUGAACUGCACCGGCUACUGCCAGUACCCGCGGGUGCCCUGCCAGAACAGCGGGCUCUGCGUGGAGCGCUACAGCCACUACACCUGCAACUGCAGCCUCUCCGCCUUCGACGGGCCCUUCUGCAACCGCGACAUCGGCGCCUACUUCGAGCCCGGCACCUGCGUGCGCUACAACAUCCUGCCGGCCGAGCUCUCGGCCGCCCGCGAGUUCGCCAGCAUCAGGAGCCAGCCACUGCCGGGCUACAACCUGACCAGCGAGGAGCUCAGCUUCAGCUUCCGCACCGGCACCGCGCCCGCCGUCCUGCUCUACGUCAGCUCCUUCCGCAGGGACUACGUGGCCGUGCUCAUCCGCGAGGACGGGAGCCUGCAGCUGCACUACGAGCUGGGCACCGGCCCCUACGUCUUCCCGCUGACCACCACGCCCGUGACGGAUGGGAGGCCCCAUCGCAUCAACAUCACCCGCAUCAACCGCACACUCUACACCCAGGUGGAUUAUUUCCCCGUCACGGAAAAGCAGCUCUCCUUGUUAGUGGACAGGAAGCUGGACUCGCCCAAGAACCUGUACCUGGGGCGCGUGAUGGAGACAGGCAUGAUCGACCCCGAGAUCCAGAAGUACAACACGCCCGGCUUCUCGGGCUGCCUGUCAGGGGUGAAGUUCAACAGCAUCCUGCCCCUCAAAGCCAUCUUCCGCCCCAACGGCAGGCCGGUGCACUACAGCAUCAAGGGGGAGCUGGUGGAGUCCAACUGCGGCUCCAUGCCCCUCAGCAUCAUGGACAUCCCCCCCGAAAUGGACCCCUGGUACAUGGGCACAGAGUUCCCCCACGUGCACGACGACGGCUGGAUCGGGAUCAUCACUGGCUUUGUGACCUUCUUGCUGCUGCUCCUGGCCGGGCUGCUGCUGCUGCUGUAUCUCCACCACCACCGCUACAAGGGCUCGUAUCACACCAACGAGCCCAAAGCCGUCCAGGACUACCAUGGCCCCAGCAAGCCCCUGGUCCCACAGAAGGACCAGAACCUGCCCCAGAUCCUGGAGGAGGCGAAAGGCGAAUAGCCGCCGGCUGCAGGGGAAGGAAGGGGUUAAUGCCUCAAACGCUGGCACCUCCUGCACGGUGCUGGGAGGGGACCAAGCGCUGCCGGACCAAAGGGGCCAAGCAACCCAGAACUGCCAGAACCUGGCUCCUGGCUGGGGCGUCUGCU